Molecule: messenger RNA, 1875 nt
Organism: Oryzias melastigma (Indian medaka)
Lineage: Eukaryota; Metazoa; Chordata; Actinopteri; Beloniformes; Adrianichthyidae
Gene: pdgfrl
Product: platelet-derived growth factor receptor-like
Exons: 6
Coding region: 183-1283 (366 amino acids)
Source: RefSeq, a predicted model, not a curated record
GAAACAUAAUAUCUUGGAAAAUGAUUUUUUUCCCCUCUUUUUGUUUCCGUCUGUGAGUCAGUAGGAUGGAGCUGGUAAUCUAAGCCGGGCAGGUCCGGCGAAGCCUCAACCCGGAUCUGUUUGUCUUUUGAGCCCUCCUCACCAGACCAAACCCGCUCCAUCUCUGCAGGCGCCGUCCGACCAUGAAGCUCUGGCUGGUGCUUUGCCUGGCACUGCUCUGCUUGGAGCUCCAAAACUGUGCCUGCCAAGCAGUCAAGCGCAGAAAAGAUGUGGGCGAGAACCCAAAGCGCCCAGGCGGGAAAAGGGUGAGGACCCGUCACCCCGACCUGAGCGAGAGGAAAAGCAAAAGCCAGUCUCUGCUGACUCAGGUUUUGGAUAAAGGCCGCUUCCUCCGGCUGGGUCCUAGCACGACCCUGACCCCUGGGAGGAGCCUGGAGCUGCGGUGUAAAGGAACCAACAUGGGAUGGUCCUACCCCACCUACCUGGACACCUUCAACGACUCUCGCCUCAGCAUCAAGCAGAGUGACAAAUACAGUCAGCUGAUUCUGACGUCGACCUCUGCAGCGGAUACGGGCUCCUACAGCUGCUGGGUGAUCGUGUGUGACGGAGCAGAGUGCCACAAAGACCAGGAUCGCACCUACACCUCCUACAUCUACUUCACAGACAAAGACAACAUCUUCGUGCCGUCGGCCAUCCACUUUGAGAUCGUGUACCUGCGUCCUGACUCGCCCGCCGUCGUACCCUGUCGAGUGACCGAACCCAAAGCAGUGGCGUCUCUGCACCGGGAGGUCCCACCGGAGGAGAUCCCAGCCAACGGGACUCUGGUGACCUACGACCCCACCCUGGGAUUCGUGCUGCAGCAACCCAGCCCAGAUCAUCAGGGGGUGUUCUACUGCAAGGCUGUUUUGAGGGGAACCCCUCAGGUCUCCACCAAGUACCAGCUGCUGUAUGUGGAAGUUCCCAGGGGGCCUCCGUUUGCUAGCCUGGAAGUCUCUCCAGAGUUUGUGAGAGGAGGUGAGAACAUCAACGUCAGCUGCACCGUGCUGGGAGACCCCGAAGCAGACGUCAGCUUCACCUGGUCGUACCCAGGUCAGGGUUUCCGGCCCACUCACAUCCAAACAUCCUGGAGGUUGGUCAACAGAGGCGUGAGCUACACCACACGGGUCUCGAAGAGCAUCUUGACAAUGGCGGACGUCUACACCGCCGACUACGGGAGCUACGUCUGUAAAGCCAAGAACAAGUUUGGGGAGACGACCGUUACAACCAGCCUCAAACCCACAUAGCUCCAAAACCAAUGACUGUAUAUAAGACCUGGACUGACAGUAGAUUCAAGAAACUAAAAUCCCAUAGACUUCUACAGAGAAAUAAACAUAUUUUACUCUUUGUCAGAAAAAGCAUUUUUGCUCUGCUAUUUUUUUUAACAUGUUCUUGAAAAUCCUAUUUUUUUCCACAUUUUUCCUGUAGUAAAAGUUAUAAACUGACCAAUCAGAUGCCUCAAUAAGUCUGUGGCCUCAUAUCGAAUGUUGUAAGCGUUUUACUAGGUAGGGGCGUGAAGUUUCAACAAGCUCACACCUGGUUGGCUAGGGAGGUUGCCAUAGAAACGUUUACUCAGACUGCUGAUGACAUCUAGCUUCAAGACAUCUAUAUGGUAAAAAAAAGCUGCUGACUUCAUUUCGUUGGAGCCAGAAGUUUGUCAUUUUCUAUGGAUGAUGUCACACUCUUUCAGUCCAGUUCUCAUAUACAUCCAAUGUUUGAAACAGCAGCUCGAUCAUUCCCUGCUGUUGUGUUUUUGACCUGAGGUUAGAUGAAGCCUACAUGCAUGCAUGUGCAGCCAGAAUUAGUGUAUAUAUACAUCAAUAAACAAUAUUUACAGAU